AUGCAGACAUUUUGGCCACGGGCCCAGAUACAGGCCUAUACCUGCCGAUGUGGCUCUUGCUUGAAGAGCUCUACCUCAAAUGCUGCAUCUAACCGAACCGUAUCUGCGGCAAGUCGAAGGCGGCUGUUAAUUGGGAAUAGCGUUACCGGAUUUUAUGCCACUUUAUUUGCUACUGCUGUUGCAUGGGAUACUAGCGUCAAGACAAGAAGAAGGAUCGAGAGACAACAAGAAAUUGAAGCUGUGAAAGCAGAGGUUGAAGCGCUGGAGCUUGAUCAACUCCGUCGAUUAGAAGCUCUAGCAUCAAGGAAGAGGACUCGGACGUCAACUCCAUCACAACAACGGAGGGGAUACAGUACAUCUACAAGGCCGGACACAUUUCGGCGCACAUACCGUGGAUUAUCGACCCAGGCUGUCGGAGCUCAAUCUCGAAACUCAGAAGUAGAAGCGCUUGAUGUGGAAUACAUCAAUCCAGGAACGGAGAACUCAGCAACCCUCCAGAUACAAUCACACCCCCGCGAGCUAACGAAUUACGAUCUGGACGUGGACCCCAGGUCUGAGGCCGAAAUAGAACGAUAUGAAAGCGACCUCUCACUUAAGGAUAUUCUACGGCAACGGGCGAUUCUCCGAUUAGCUGCAAGACAACUAGCGAUUAAGAUGAUCCUACGGCCUGCUCUAGCUCACUUGUAUGCUGGCGUGCCGUUUACUUCUCGGACAUCUUGCAUCCUCCCGGAUAUCGAAAUAGAAAAGCUUCUGGAAGAACUCGAAGAUAUCCGGGUUAGAAUAGCUAAACUCCGAAGUUCUCGGGAUGCAUGGUUCGGCGAUCUUGCCAGGAAUAUCACAAUAGUGGAGCAUGAGAAUCUAAUCGCAGAGAGGGCUGCUUUGAAUGAAGAUUUGAAGCGGAUGUAUACCAUGUACCAAGAUGACGAAUUGACGUCUCGAGAUCUGCUUGUCAAAGUUGCGGAGAAUAUCUUAUCGUCGGAAGAGCCAUUAUCACGGCUUUCCGUGUCUCUAAUGAUAAGGAUGUUUGGUCGGUCGAGGCAAAACGAUGUGGUGAACAUGAUAAUUGACUCGAUAUUCCCGAAUGGCCUCAUUCUUGGAGAAGGAGUGAUUAUCGCUACCCUGGACUUCUUCAACAAAUCUAAAGAUUUGUAUAGGUUUGAUGGUUUCUUAAACAGGUUGCUCGGAGGAAAAUUGCUACGUUUACCGCAGUAUUGGAAACUCACCAAGGUCGGCAACAUCGAAAUUCCAGUACCACCAAGGGGCAGCGACCAUGCAAUUUUGAGCACACUUAUAUCUUCCGCUCUUGGUUUUAACCAGCCGCAGAGGGCAGAUGCCUGGUUAGCCGUCAUGAGACAUCGUGGAUAUUCAGACAAUCCGCACAUACUAGGAUCUUAUCUACGAUAUUAUACACAACAGCAGGACUGGGAAAGCGGUGGUUUGCUUCUCUUGAGAGUGGUAGAUUAUAUAUCUUCCACUGUGGCGGAUAAUGAGGGUCAGUUUGAACGACUGAUAUUAUACAUGGCCGCCUUCUGCAAUUCUUGUGGAAAAGACAGACUGGGGAACUCCAUUCUAAAAGCUGCUGCCGCCCAUGGUAUUGAUUGGCAAGAUGCCUACAAUUCUACCGAUGAGAGAAUCGUCAUUUUGUCCACUUUGGAGCGGUGGCGCGCAGCUGCGGAACUUCCCAAACUUCCGGUUUCCCAAUUAUCUAUUGAUGAGAGACACAGAGCCUUUGCAAAUAGCGUUAGAGGAGCCAUCCAGCAAGCCGUAUCAAUAACACAGGACCGAAAUGCGUCAUACCACCGGAGGUACGACCAGCUUGCGUACGACAUUCGAAGCUCUGAAUUGGUCAUCCGUGAUUUGAAAUUUGAAAUGGACAAGGAGAGUCAUAUGCGACAUAUGAGGGAUUUACAUCUCAAGCUAUCUAAGCCAAGCCAGGCGGAAUCCAUCCGGGAGGAAGUUCACUCUUUGGAUAUAGCCAUCCGUGACAUUGCAUUGGAGAUUGAACGCCAAACGCGAAAAGCAGAAAUGGCUACUCUAAAAUCACAGCUGGACAUGAUACAGACAAUGAUGUCUCACCAGUUUCCAAAGGCGGAUACGACAACUCAGGAACCAUCUAUAUCUUCUAAGUUUACUGCUGCAAAACCUCAUUCAGCUGUCUCCUCUGCCGCCAUUGAAUUACAGAGACCUCCAACGAAAGUUUCCCCCCAAAUAAAAAAGGUCUCAACAAUCAAUAAAUACCCCUUUUCAAACAUUCGCAAAUCCUACCAAUCUUUCCCGUCUAAUUGA
Molecule: messenger RNA, 2286 nt
Organism: Trichophyton benhamiae CBS 112371
Lineage: Eukaryota; Fungi; Ascomycota; Eurotiomycetes; Onygenales; Arthrodermataceae
Exons: 1
Coding region: 1-2286 (761 amino acids)
Source: RefSeq, a predicted model, not a curated record